Linum trigynum is the source of this 1875-nucleotide messenger RNA. The record is from the annotation of a GenBank genome assembly. Lineage: Eukaryota; Viridiplantae; Streptophyta; Magnoliopsida; Malpighiales; Linaceae.
GUAUAGAGACCGGGGCUAAGUUGGAGGUCUGAAAUGGUAAUUUUUAAUCGAUAAAAUCAGCCCCGUGUAGACGAAAGAAAGGGGGAUUAGGGUUCAUAAUUUCUACGUCUAUUAGAAAGUUCAGUGCGUGGAACACAUAGCUUAGCCAGUAUGAAGGCGCUGCUCGGGUGCAAUGCCGAUAGAAUUAGCAACCUCCCCCACGAUGUGAUGCAGCGCAUUGUCACGUUCUUACCCGUAAAAGAUGCAGCCAAAACAGCUGCACUGUCAAAACAAUGGCGGCACAACUGGGGAGCAACUACCCAACUGGUGUUCGAUGCCCAUUUCGGCCGAAUCUCAAAAGAGGGAAACUAUGAUUCGAAUGUGAGUAGGCUGAUGUUGCAGAUUUACAAAGCUUUGCUGGUUCAUGAUGGACCCAUAACCAAGUUCGCGCUUGAAAUCCCUGGAUUAAGGCGGCCUUCUCCUGAUAUCAACCACAUGGUUCAAUUCCUCGCCAAGAAAGGUGUCCACGAACUCACCCUUAUCUUCGACGACGACGAAGUUAACGACGGCCACCCGAAGAUUGGGCGCGAGAUGCCUUCCGCCUUGUUUUCUGCUAGCCAACUCAGCUUUCUGAAAAUGCGGAAUUGUGAUUUUUCUAGGGCACCAUCCUGGUUUCUGGGAUUCACUAAGCUUACCCAUCUUUGGUUAGUAAGCGUGAGUGUGGACUCUAGUUUUUAUGACGAUUUCCUUCCCAAGUGCCCUCUUCUCGAGCACUUGACACUUGGUGUCCGGGGCUCGAAUGCGAUCGAGUCUUGUUUGAAUGCUGAAUUGGUAGCUCCUUCUCUUAAAUUUCUUGCAUCCAAUGUGUGGAAUAUCUGCUUCAAGCAUACCCCGCUUCUUUCAGUGGUCUCUAUCGAACCACUGUACCCGGAUUAUACACGAUGCGACUUUCGUGUGUAUAAUCCGGAUAUUGCAGCUGUAUUUGCUUCUCUCCCUGCACUCCAGCAUUUAAGUGUUGGCGGGGAAUGGCUGCAGUUCUUUGCCUCAGGUAACAUCCCCUCCAUGCUUCCUACACAUCUUCGUCAACUGAAACUUCUUGAAGUGGCCAGCAUUGAACUAAACUGUUCGAUGGAAACACGCGUUCUUCUUUGUCUAAUCAUGAGUUCCCCCAACUUGCAAAGGCUCCGCAUUUGGCCCAGCGAUGCCCAGUCCUUUAAGCCAACAGAGUUUAUUCACAGCUUACAGUUACUGAUAGAAGCAGAGGACUUCCCUCCUGUGAGCUGUUUUCAGUGCCUUGAAGAGUUUGACAUGAAUGGCUGUCGGGGUACACAGGUUGAGCUGGACCUGGUGAGAUUGGUGCUAACGUCUGCCCCUCGGCUUUGUAGGGUUUUCCUUACGCUGGAAGAAAAAUUGGACUACCAAGAGGGUUUUGAAUUCUUGAUGCAGGUGACACGAUAUAAGCGUGCUUCCAGAGAAGCCGAGGUCAUAUGUGUUUGAACAAGGAGGCUAAGACUCGUUAGCUUCCACUCGCUGUGCCCUACAUCGACUUCUUUGAAGUUUCUUGGUCAGAGCUCUUUCGACCAGUAACGUUGGUCGCUUGUAGCUUACUCUCUCCUUCCCUUUGGUUCAUCUUUCAUUUACGUCUUUAAAAUUACAACUCAUGAUUGAUUCUAAAUGACUUGAGGAUAUCUGAUCAAUGGCUCAAUGUGAUUUUUGGAGAUGAAAGGUUACUGUUACUUGUUUGGGCCUUAACAUUUUGUUUGCUGUGUCAUCAGUUUUUACUCCUAGAAUUUUUUUCUUUUUUGACGAAGGGAUUUUUAGUGUGUGAGAUUAACGUGAUAACCAACUACACCACCCAUACUUGUUUUACUCCUAGAAUUAAACUUAUUAUCCUAU